CCGGGGCGGAGGCUCAGCCGCCGGCCGCCGCCUCCCGCGGCGUCCACACUGGCUGUGGGCGCGGAACGCAGCGGCCGGGCUGAACCUUGCUGGCCCGCGGCGCCAUGAGCCGCAGCCUGGACGCGGCGCAGAGCUUCCUGGAGCGUCUGGAAGCGCGCGGCGACCGGGAGGCGGCGGUCCUCGCCGGCGAGUUCAGCGACAUUCAGGCCCGCUCGGCCGCCUGGAAGGCUGACGGCGUGUGCUCCACCGAGGCCGGCAGUCAGCCGGGGAACGUCAGGAAGAACCGCUACAAAGAUGUGCUGCCUUAUGAUCAGACGCGAGUGAUCCUCUCCCUGCUCCAGAAAGAGGGACACAGUGACUACAUUAAUGGCAACUUCAUCAGGGGCGCGGAUGGAAGCCGGGCCUACAUCGCCACACAAGGACCCUUGCCUCACACCCUGCUAGAUUUCUGGCGACUGAUCUGGGAGUUUGGGGUCAAGGUCAUCCUGAUGGCCUGUCGAGAGAUAGAGAACGGUCGGAAAAGGUGUGAGCGGUACUGGGCCCAAGAGCAGGAGCCACUGCAGACUGGGCUUUUCUGCAUCACUCUGCUUAAGGAGAAGCAACUGAAUGAGGACAUCGUGCUCAGGACCCUCAAGGUCACACUCCAGAAGGAGUCCCGCUCCGUGUACCAGCUGCAGUAUAUGUCCUGGCCAGACCGCGGGGUCCCCAGCAGUCCUGACCACAUGCUCGCCAUGGUGGAGGAAGCCCGUCGCCUCCAGGGAUCUGGCUCUGAACCCCUCUGUGUCCACUGCAGCGCGGGCUGCGGGCGAACAGGCGUCCUGUGCACCGUGGAUUAUGUGAGGCAGAUGCUCCUGACCCAGAUGAUCCCACCUGACUUCAGCCUCUUCGACGUGGUCCUUGAGAUUCGGAAGCAGCGGCCUGCAGCCGUGCAGACCGAGGAGCAGUACAGGUUCCUGCACCACACGGUGGCUCAGAUGUUCCGCUCCACACUCCAGAAUGCCAGCCCCCUCUACCAGAACCUCAAAGAGAAUUGUGCCCCAGUGUACGACGAUGCCCUCUUCCUCCGGACGCCCCCAGCGCUUCUCGCCAUACCCCGCCCACCAGGAGGGGUCCUCAGGAGCAUCUCGGUGCCCGGAUCCCCGGGCCACGCCAUGGCUGACACCUACGCGGUGGUGCAGAAGCGCGGGGCUGCAGCGGGCGCCGGGACAGGGCCGGGACCGCGCAGCGCGGAGGACGCGCCGCUCUACAGCCAGGUGACGCCGCACGCCCAGCGGUCCGGGGCGCACGCGGAGGACGCGCGGGGGACGCUGCCUGGCAGCGUUUCUGCAGACCAAGGCCCUGCCGGAUCUGGCGCCUACGAGGACGUGGCUGGUGGAGCUCAGACCGGUGGGCUGGGCUUCAACCUGCGCAUUGGGAAGCCGAAGGGGCCCCGGGACCCGCCUGCUGAGUGGACCCGGGUGUGAGUCUGCGCCAGCUCCUGCCUUUUGCCUCGUGUGAGCUUGGACUACUGAUGCCCCAGCGCUGCCGAGUGCCGUGUGCCGAAUGGAAACAGUGGGCCUGGAUCAAAAUAAAAGUUUUUCAGGGUGGGAAAUGUGCGGGCUUUGCCCCAGUGACUGUAGCAUUCAAGGCUUGAGGCUGGAGGAGGUAGGUAGGUUAUAAUGGCUAGUGAGAGCAGAUUCAAGAAAGAACAUCGGGAAGGGGCAUGGCCCCUGAGUUGUGAGGGGGAGAAUGGACAGAUGGGCUUCCAGAGACUGCUGCCCGCACCACAUGACGCACUAGUCCAUCAUCAGCACCUGAGCCUCCCUCACUUGGACACUCAGGUGACCACACAGAGAAAUGGAUGGACCCCUAGCCAUCCAGGCAUAUCCAAGCCAGGCAUAAGCACAGCCAAGCAGACUAAUCCCAGGCAGACCGAUAAAAAGACCUCCAGAUAGCCGAGUGCCGUGGCUCAUGCCUGUAAUCCGAGCACUUUGGGAGGCCGUGGUGGGUGAAUCACCUGAGGUCAGGAGUUCAAGACCAGCCUGGCCAUCAUGGUGAAACACCAUCUUAAAAAAAAAAAAAAAUACCUCCAGAUAGGCAGACAGACAGAUGGACCACCAACCUGGACACAUAGCCAAACCUUCAGAGAUACAGUCCACAGGUGGACAGAGGACCCCAGCCAGAGAGACAGACCAGCCAACAGCUUGACAAAAUAGUCCAGCCAGACAGACCACCAAACAGAGCCUCCAAAACACAGACAUCUCUGCCAGCUGGAUGGCCAGGUGGACCCCUAAAUUAGACAGAUUACUAGACAAAUAAACAUCCCCAGCUGAACAGACACACAGACUUCUCAGACCCCAACCCCACCCCCAGGUGGGCUGGCUGAUUGACAAACCUUCUGGCCAGACAGACUCCUGACUAGGCAGAUGGACUGCCAGACAGACAGACAUCAGUCACACAGAAUCCUGACAUCCCAGCCGGCCGGCUAGACUCCCAUCUUGAUGGAUGGACCCCAGUUGGUCGGACAUGAUUCUUCAGAUUGACAGAGAAGUCCCCCAAAUAAGUACACAUCUCUAGCUAUUCAGACAGAUGGACCCCCAGCAAAUCUAUCUAGACAGACCCCAGCCGGAAAGACCCCCAACCAGACUGACCCCUUGCUGUUUACACAGCCUCCCAAGUAGCUGGAACUACAGAUCUAAUUUUUUUUUUUUUUUAGAGAUGGUUUUUUACCAUGUUGCCCAGGCUGGUCUUGAACCCCUGAGCUCAAGCAGUCCUCCUGCCUCAGCCUCCUAAAGUGCUGAGAUUACAGGUGUGAGUCACCAGGCCUAGCCCCGUAAGAUUCUAAAUACUUUAAAUGGUCCAUGGUAGGGUUCCUGCUAGGAUGAAACAUAUGCAGUUGUUUAAAAGAAAAAAAAGGAAGGAGGACGCACCUCUGUGGACAAAUCUCCAAGUCACUGCAAAAUGGAAAACGUUUAAGAUGCUCUUUCCAGGAACCUGGAGGGACCAGCGCCUCACCUUCAGGCCUCUAGACCUCUGACUGACACUGUUUGUGCCUGCCCAGGUCCCUGUCUGCACCGCUGCAGUGCCCUGGGCCCCAUGUCCACCCCUGUCCUGCCCUUCUUCUCUGGGUAAGGACUGGCCUGCCUCUACCUGGCUGCAUCCUUGGUCUAUCUCAAGUGCCUUGGCAUGAACUCCACUCUCCUGAGCCUUCAGUCAGGGGAUGAUGGGGGAUGUGUACAUGCCCCACCCCACCCCUCAGCAGGGUAAUGCUGAGGAGGUGUGGGUUUUUAACAGUUCCUGGCUUUCCCAGGAGGCUUGGGUUUGGAUGCCCACAGUGGGAGCUGGUGUGAUAUCACACCUUCGUGGUCUGCCUUUCCUUCCUGGUCUCACUCUCGGCCCCUACUUCCCACUCUAGAGCUUCCCCGUUUCUGUGUUUUUUUUUUAAAAGAGCUGACCCUGUGCUGUCUCCCACUCUCCCAGUGCCCCUGCCACUCCUGUGAACCAGCUGCUGGCGAGGUUGGCGCUGACCUCUGUGUCUGACCUCAGGCCUCAUAACAUCAGCCGGCGGCAUCUGACCUCCCUCUAGGAUACGGGGUUUCUUUGGAUGUUUGGACCCCGUACUCACCCCCUUCCUCACCUCCCAGCCACUCUUCUUGUCUCUUGCUGUUUGCUCUCCACUUUAGGACCCAGUGCGUGGCCCUCAGCCCUCUCUCCUCUCAUCACUCCUUUAGCGAAUUUAGCGACUGGUCCAGUCUCAAGGCUGUGGCUUCCUUCUAAACACUGACAACUCCAAAUUCUUUAUCUCUACCGCAAACACAGACCACCGAACUCCAAAUGUCAGCAUCUUUGCUUGAACAUCUCAGACUUAACAUUUCCAAAACUGAAGUGGUGAUGCUCCCUCCCAGCCUGACUCCCCUGAGAUGGGAAAGAAGGCAAUGGCAGCUCCCUCUUUCCAGCCGCUCCAACAGAAACCUUGCGGUCACCCACCCUCCUCUGCCCCACCAGGAUUAGGCUUUCUCAGUUGGCCUCCUUGCCCCCACCCUUGCUUCCCUGAAGCCUCUUCUAACUGUAGGCGAGUUCUGAUGCUUUUCUGCUCAGGACCCUUCUCUGGUUCCCCUGUUGCUCAGAAUCGACUCUGCUGCGGUCCCCAGGGCCCCCUGUCUAGCCUCUCCUCCUGGGAUGCUCUUGCUGCCUGAUGUCACACUGCCCACCUUUGAAAGAUACUCUUCCUAGACCUCUUGUGUUCCUGCAUGACUGGGCCUUCUCAGCAAGGGACACGGACCAGCUUUGCAAGGACGAUGGAACAGCAAAGGGAAGACAGAGUGUGCCCAGGACAGAAACCUUCAUCCCAGGAUGUUUUACCCCAGGGAUCUCUGGAGGAGAGAAAAGGCGGGUCCUCCACAGCCCUGAGAAAAUCUCCAAGUCUCCCAGUUUCAGGUCCCUCUGCUGGGAUACAAGCCCACUGCCUGUCCAGGUGGCACGGUCCACAUCCCCCCUUCUUGGGAAUAGGGGCAUGGGAAACUGACUAAAGAUACUGUUCUGGCUGCUGUGUUUACUGUGAGUAAUAAACUGUCUAUUUCUC
Messenger RNA from Sapajus apella (tufted capuchin), 4561 nucleotides. RefSeq names its product protein tyrosine phosphatase non-receptor type 18 (gene PTPN18). Lineage: Eukaryota; Metazoa; Chordata; Mammalia; Primates; Cebidae. Gene Ontology annotation, biological process: peptidyl-tyrosine dephosphorylation. Gene Ontology annotation, cellular component: cytoplasm; nucleus. The transcript is spliced from 15 exons. The coding region runs from base 105 to 1463 and encodes 452 amino acids. Gene Ontology annotation, molecular function: non-membrane spanning protein tyrosine phosphatase activity. The record is from RefSeq and is a predicted model, not a curated record.